Eurypyga helias (sunbittern) is the source of this 1452-nucleotide messenger RNA. It is a transcript of the gene SLC38A7, whose product is annotated as solute carrier family 38, member 7. The transcript has 11 exons. Lineage: Eukaryota; Metazoa; Chordata; Aves; Eurypygiformes; Eurypygidae. Gene Ontology annotation, biological process: amino acid transmembrane transport. Gene Ontology annotation, molecular function: L-glutamate transmembrane transporter activity; L-histidine transmembrane transporter activity; L-leucine transmembrane transporter activity. The record is from RefSeq and is a predicted model, not a curated record. Bases 37 to 1452 code for a protein of 471 amino acids.
CGGCGGAGCCUGGUGCAGGAGCACUAGUGGGACACGAUGGCGGGUGCCACCCUAGGAGGGACGAUGGCUCAGGGCACUGGGAGCAUCAACAGUGACUACAAGGAUUGGGAGUGGAGUGCUGAUGCCGGGGAACGGGCCAGGCUCCUGCAGAGCCCCAGCGUGGAGACGGUGCCAAAGAGCGGAGAGAGCCAAGGGAACGGCCUGGGGGCCACGUCAGCUUUGGGAGCCGUCUUCAUCGUGGUCAAUGCUGCCCUCGGGGCUGGGCUGCUCAACUUCCCUGCCGCCUUCAGCAUGGCUGGCGGUGUGGCUGCAGGCAUCGUGCUGCAGAUGUGCAUGCUGGUUUUCAUCAUUGGAGGCUUGGUGAUCCUGGCGUACUGCUCGCAGGCCAGCAACGAGCGCACCUACCAGGAGGUGGUGUGGGCCGUCUGCGGGAAGGUGCCUGGCGUGCUGUGCGAGGUGGCCAUCGCCGUCUACACCUUCGGCACCUGCAUCGCUUUCCUCAUCAUCAUCGGAGACCAGGAGGACAAGAUUAUCGCUGCCCUGGUGACGGAGCCUGAGGAAGCUGGGAGCAGCCAGUGGUACACGGACCGCAAGUUCACCAUCAGCAUCACUGCCUUCCUUCUCAUCCUGCCCCUCUCCAUCCCCAAGGAGAUCGGCUUCCAAAAAUAUGCCAGCUCCCUGAGCGUGGUUGGCACCUGGUACGUCACGGCAGUCAUUAUCAUCAAGUACAUCUGGCCUGACAAGGAGCUCAUGCCUGUGGAGAUCCCCACCAGCCCCUCCACCUGGAUGGCCGUCUUCAAUGCCAUGCCCACCAUCUGCUUUGGCUUCCAGUGCCACGUGAGCAGCGUGCCCGUCUUUAACAGCAUGAAGCAGCCGGAGGUGAAGACCUGGGGGGCAGUGGUGACGGCAGCCAUGGUGAUCGCUCUCUUCGUCUACACGGGCACUGGUGUUUGCGGCUUCCUGACCUUUGGGGCUGGCGUGGAGCAGGACGUUUUGAUGUCCUACCCCUCCAACGACAUCCCUGUUGCCCUCGCCCGGGCCUUCAUCAUCCUCUGCGUGCUGACGUCCUACCCCAUCCUGCACUUCUGCGGCCGAGCUGUCUUGGAGGGUCUCUGGCUCCGCUACACUGGGGUGACGGUGGAGGAGGACGUGGUUCGGGAGCGGAGGAGGCGUCUGCUCCAGACCAUCAGCUGGUUCCUCCUGACCCUCCUCUUGGCUCUCUUCAUCCCGGACAUCGGCAAAGUCAUCUCGGUCAUCGGGGGCUUGGCCGCCUGCUUCAUCUUCGUCUUCCCAGGGCUCUGCCUGAUUCAGGCCAAGCUCUCCGAGAUCCAAGAAACCAGGGCAAUCAGCUGGUGGGCCCAGGUCAGCUACGGCGUGUUCAUGGUCACGCUCGGAGCCUUCAUCUUUGGACAGACCACUGCCAACGCCAUCUUCGUGGAUCUCACAGCCUGA